Molecule: messenger RNA, 558 nt
Organism: Trichophyton benhamiae CBS 112371
Lineage: Eukaryota; Fungi; Ascomycota; Eurotiomycetes; Onygenales; Arthrodermataceae
Product: Ctr copper transporter, putative
Exons: 1
Coding region: 1-558 (185 amino acids)
Biological process (GO): copper ion transmembrane transport
Cellular component (GO): membrane
Molecular function (GO): copper ion transmembrane transporter activity
Source: RefSeq, a predicted model, not a curated record
AUGGCUCACUCGCAUGGCUCGUCAGACCCCAACAUGGCGGUGGCCAUGGUCUUCCAGAACAUACCCGCAACGCCCCUGUACACGCUGAGCUGGACGCCGCGGACCAGUGGUGCAUACGCCGGAACAUGCAUCUUCCUCAUUGUGCUCGGAGUCGUGGCCAGAGUUCUGCUCACGGCCAAAUCAAUCAUGGACCGGCGCUUCCUCGCCGCCGCCAGAGCACGACGAUAUGUCAUAGUCCAGGGCCGGAGGGCAUCGAUAUCACCGCCUGGAUCGCCGACGACGCCAACAGAGCCCGAGUCGGAACGCAGCAGCGAGGACGCAGACGAGAAGAAGACGGGCCGGCUGAUAAGCGCCCACGGCGUCGAGGAGAAUGUUCGAGUGGUCAACGCGACUGCAGGGCCGCCGGUGAUGCCCUGGAGGUUCAGCGUUGACCUGCCGCGGGCGGCCAUGGUGACUCUCAACGCUGGCGUCGGCUAUCUCCUGUACGCAAUUUCCUCCAUUCUCUAUUCUUAUUCUUUUGUCCUUAUAGUGAUAUAUCUUAUACUGACACCGAAAUAG